Messenger RNA from Helianthus annuus (common sunflower), 598 nucleotides. Its product is annotated as grpE protein homolog 2, mitochondrial. Gene Ontology annotation, molecular function: adenyl-nucleotide exchange factor activity; protein homodimerization activity; protein-folding chaperone binding. Gene Ontology annotation, biological process: protein folding; protein import into mitochondrial matrix. The annotation marks the transcript as partial. Gene Ontology annotation, cellular component: PAM complex, Tim23 associated import motor. The record is from RefSeq and is a predicted model, not a curated record. Lineage: Eukaryota; Viridiplantae; Streptophyta; Magnoliopsida; Asterales; Asteraceae. The transcript is spliced from 4 exons.
AAUGCUACAAAGCGGCAAGAUGAGAUUGAGAAAAUGAAAGAUAAAGUUCUUCGAACGUAUGCAGAUAUGGAAAACAUCAUGGACAGGACCAAAAGAGAGACAGAUAACUCUAAAAAGUUUGCAAUUCAGAAUUUUGCAAAGAGUUUACUGGAUGUUGUAGAUAAUCUGGAUAGAGCUUCUUCGGUUGUAAAAGAGAGUUUUGCUAAGAUCGAUGCAUCUAAGGACACUACUAGAGCCGUUCCGCUUUUAAAAACGCUUAUUGAAGGCGUCGAGAUGACCGAAAAACAGCUAGCAGAGGUUUUCAAGAAAUUUGAAGUGGAGAAAUAUGAUCCAACAAACAAGGUGUUCGAUCCACACAGGCAUAAUGCAGUGUUUCAAGUGCCAGAUAAUACCAAGGCUCCCAAUACUGUUGCGGUUGUUCUCAAGGCAGGAUACACGCUCCAUGAUCGAAUAAUACGACCUGCUGAAGUUGGUGUGAUCAUAAAGGCGGAAUAAAGUAACAGAUGUUUGAUCGAUAGUGUUGCCUCAUAGUGAUACUGUUCGAGGAUUUUUUUAUAACGUUUUGUCAUGUUAGGACCAGGAUAAACUCCGAGGGAAA